This is a messenger RNA of Onychomys torridus (southern grasshopper mouse), 2147 nucleotides long. Its product is annotated as snake venom 5'-nucleotidase-like. Lineage: Eukaryota; Metazoa; Chordata; Mammalia; Rodentia; Cricetidae. The record is from RefSeq and is a predicted model, not a curated record. Gene Ontology annotation, biological process: nucleotide catabolic process. The transcript has 8 exons. The coding region runs from base 31 to 1803 and encodes 590 amino acids. Gene Ontology annotation, molecular function: hydrolase activity.
GGGAGAGGCUUCCUACGCUGUGCCUGGGAGAUGGAGGCCUUAGAGGAGGAGGCAUCAACGCUGGCGCUGUCUCAGCCCACAGAGCUGGAUGAAGAGGUCUCUCUGGUUACUCCGGGGAACCAGUCAGGAGACAUGGACUCCUAUGACUUAACCAUCCUUCAUUUCAACGAUGUGUAUGACGUGGACCCGAGUGCUGAAGAACCUGUAGGAGGCGCUGCUAGGUUUGCCACAGCUGUGAAAAAGUUCAGCCUCCUGAAUCCACUCUUGAUUUUCAGUGGUGACUGCUUAAAUCCUUCAGUCCUAAGUACAAUAACAAAAGGAAAGCACAUGAUUUCUAUAUUAAAUGAAUUGGGAGUACAUUUUGCAGUUUUUGGAAACCAUGAGUUUGAUUUUGGAGUUGACAUUUUGGAAGACUAUAUGAAACAAAUGCACUUCACAUGGUUUCUCAGUAAUGUCCAUGACAGAUUUACUUCUGAACCUCUUGGCCAUGGUACAGUCAAAAAGAUAGUUCAUUGGAACAAUCUGAAGAUUGGCUUAAUGGGACUCGUUGAAGAAGACUGGCUGGAUACUCUGGCUACCGUUAACAAGUCUAAUGUGAACUAUAAAGAUUAUGUAGAAGCUGCUAAUGAGCUAGCCAUGGAGCUGAGAGAAGAAGGAGCCGACCUCGUGAUUGCCAUGACACACAUGAAGUGGGGGAAUGACACCAGGCUUGCCCAGCGAGCAGAAGGGCUCGACUUGAUUCUGGGAGGCCACGACCAUGAAUACGGGAUCAGGAAAGUGAAUGAGACUUGGAUUGUCAAAAGUGGAUCUGACUUUAAAAAUCUGACCAAAAUAAACAUACGGCUGUUUGAUGCCUCUUUCCACUAUGUCUUUGAGAAAGUGGAUGUUGUGAGUUAUUUGGAAGAAGAUUCAUAUAUUAAAGCAAUAGUAAGAGAUUUUACUCAAAACAUACAGUAUAUGUUAAAAGAAGUUCUCUGCCCAAUUGAUAUGGAAUUAGAUGGCCGUGAAAUUACAGUAAGAAGAUGUGAGAGCAACCUUGGAAAUCUGGUGACGAAUGCAAUGUUAGAGGCCACACGUGCUGAUGUGGCACUUCUUAAUUCAGGCACUCUCAGAUCUGAUAGGAUACACCCACCAGGGAAUUUCACUCUGUAUGAUCUUUUGGCUGUACUUCCCAUAGUGGACCCAGUUUUGGUUAUUAGAGUAACGGGGUCACAGCUACUUGAAGCACUGGAAAAUGGGGUUUACAAGUACCCAGCUCUAGAUGGGAGAUUUCCUCAAGUUGCUGGGAUAGAAUUUGGAUUUGAUCCAGAUGCAGAACCAGGACACCGAGUUAUCAGAGACACUGUGAAAGUUCAAGGACAGUACUUGCGGAGAAAAAAGGUCUACCUUCUGGCCAUUAAGGAGUACAUUGCAAAUGGCAAGGAUGGCUACAGUAUGUUUAAAAGUUGCCCUCGAAUGUUUGACACAGAAACUGCACAGGUGCUGUCUACAGUCGUCAUGAAUCACUUUGAGUCAAUCAAAAUUUUGCAAGGAAGGAAGAAGUGUGUUUCAGGCCAUAGAAUGAGUUUGAUUAUGGCAACGAACAAAUCCCCAUCCCUGACAGCCUUUGAGGAAGAAUCCAAGGAACCAUCAGGAGUAAUUGCAGUGCCUGGCAUUGAAGGGAGAAUCUGUCAUAUUUCUCCAGACAUGAAAGAACAUUUGCAUCAACUUAGAGCUGCAAGAAAGCAAGGUCUAAGGACUUUCCCCACCAUUAGUGACAAUGCAUCGGAGAAUUCCGAUUCUGACGAAAUGGAAUAUCUUUAGUAUGUUUUGUUAGUGCACAAAUGAGUUGGACCGCUUUUAGCAGUGUUGAGUGUAGUUACAGAAUCUUGGUUAUUUGUAUUAUUCUAGAAUUGAUGUUAAUUAAUAUCUAAGGAUAUUCCUCUAAAUGUUCUUUUCAUUUAUUUUUUACCAAGUCAUGUAACUUUUGACUCCUCAAUGUGUUGUGCCAGAAACAUUAGCAAACAUUUGUAAUUUAAGUAUAGACAGUAUGCUGUUUAUUGUUAAAUGAAAUUCAUGCUCACCUAUUCAUAGUAUUUAUUUGUAUAUUAAUUUUCUCUUAAUAUUGCUUAUGUUUCUGUCCAAAUGAUAUAUAUAUAUAUAUAUAU